Hibiscus syriacus is the source of this 602-nucleotide messenger RNA. RefSeq lists its product as uncharacterized. The coding region runs from base 95 to 397 and encodes 100 amino acids. The record is from RefSeq and is a predicted model, not a curated record. Lineage: Eukaryota; Viridiplantae; Streptophyta; Magnoliopsida; Malvales; Malvaceae. The transcript has 2 exons.
UGAAUUCUCUUAGAGAGAGAAUCUCUCCCCUCUCACUACAAAUGCAUCUGGUCAUGGCCUCCUGCUGAUUGACGAUCGUCGUUUACCUCCGUCGAUGGGCUCCAAGUCACACCGGGAUACUCGUCUCGACGAGGGGGUUCGGAUCUGGGUUGGUUUCGCCAGAAAGUGCACCGUCUCUCAUGAAAAUAAUUCGGUUUCUUUCACUCCGAUCUGUCACUUCCCAGGCUGGAUCGUCGUGAUAUUGAAGUAUGUUUCUCUCGAUGACCUCUUCUCCCUUCUCACCGUUUGGAUCUUCGAACGGAGGUCUCCAUCACCGUCCUCGCUCACUGACCAAAUGGGGGAAGAUUUUACUUGCCAAAACAUGGCUCGAACGAAAUCUAGAGGGAUCACUUUCUGACGUGUGGAAUUCAGCGAGCACAUGGAGUCGGCGCUUUUACAACAUGCGACCUAACUAGCAUAAAGGUGGCGGCUAAGCAUCGCUACAUUGCUAGGGUUUCUUGUCCACAUUAGAUAAUUUAGUCUUUUGGGCCACUAGACCUAUUGUACUUGGACCGAAUUUUGCAUAUGGGUCUGUAAUAGAAAAUUAGUUAGUGUUAAUAAAA